Molecule: messenger RNA, 1782 nt
Organism: Purpureocillium lilacinum
Lineage: Eukaryota; Fungi; Ascomycota; Sordariomycetes; Hypocreales; Ophiocordycipitaceae
Source: RefSeq, a predicted model, not a curated record
AUGGAUGCCCUCGUCGGCACGCUGCUCCGCGAGGAGCGCGCCGCGGCCGCAUCUCGGCAAAAGAGCUGCAACGCUUGCGUCCGGGGCAAGCGCCGUUGUGACAAGCGGACGCCCCGGUGCACCCGGUGCGCGAACAAGGGGCUUGAGUGUGUCUACCAGCGGAUGCCGCCGCCGUCGUCGCCUCAUCACCAUCACCACCACCACCAUCACGCCUCUUCUGCCGCGACGACGUCGACGACGCCCAACUCUACCAACGGCACCUCCACCGCCAACAACAACACUAACAAUCUCAACGGUAACGGCAACGCCUGCUCCGGCUCCUCCGCCUCAAGUACCACCAACUGCACGCCGCCGGGCCUCGGCGACGUGCCCGAAUUUGACAUGGGCUUCGACAUGGACAGCCUGGGCACCGACACGAGCUCCGAGAGCAUGCACAACGGCGCCGCCAACUGCAACCACCACGCUGGCGUCGCGGGCGACGACAACGUCGGCAACAUCCUCGGCGGCGUCGACUUUUCCAUCGUCGACCUCAUGAACGCCUCGGGUGGCGCCGGCGCCGCCGACAUCUGGAACCUGCACCCGGGCUAUCACGACGCCGGCUCCGGCAGCGGCAAGCUCGACCUCCCGCCGCUGCCGACGAUGCCGCCCGCGGCGACGAUGACGGAGACCCUCGAACAGCAGCAACAAGAGUCCCAGCUUCACCAGCAACCACAGCAGCCCGUCCGCGACCUCUCCGUCCUCAAGGCCAACGAGCAGGCCUGCCUCGACGUCGACCCCCUGCAGGUGCACGACCCGCGCACGCGCGUCGGCUUCAUCGUUUCCUUCCUCACCAACCUGCACUCGACAUUCGCCUCGACGCGCGCCCUGCCGUUCAUGCACCCGCGCCUGUGGGCGACGCAGCUGCCCAAGACGAUGCUCGCCGCCUACGCCGCCGCGGCUGCCUACUCGGGGCGGUCACCCGCCAACAAGGCCUGGGCCAUGCGCCUCCUCGCCGACGCCGCCCGCGACGUCCACCGCGAGGGCGAGCGCGCCGUCACCCCCGCCGAUAGGCUCGCCCGCGUCCAGGCCAUGACGGUGCUCAACUCGAUGCGCGUCUUCGACGGCGACGUCGGCAUGCGCGCCGCCGCGGAGCGCGAGAUGUGCAUCAUGCUCGCCUGGGUCAAGGACCUGGAGCUCGCAAAGGACGAGCUCGAAGCCGAGUCGCGCGUCAAUGGUCAGCGCGUGGGCGGCAAGGAGGCCAACCCCAAGAGCUGGGAAAGUUGGAUCUUCCUCGAGAGCGCCCGACGCAGCAUCAUGGCCGCCUACGCCUUCAUGUGCGUCAUUUACGUGCUCAAGUCGGAAGAACGUAUGCAAUCCCCCUAUUCCCUCCCCCCGCAGCCGCAGCCACAGCCGCUUCUGCCGCAACCACCAUUGGCGUCCUCGUCGUCGUCUUGGUGGCCGCAGCAGCAGCAGCCGCAACUGCAGCAGCAACCCCUUGCUAUUUCACCGACUACCUGGGCUAAUCAUGGACUCUUCUCGCGCGCAGCCGACUGCGGCAUGUGGAGCGAGACACAGAGCUUUACCGCCUCGCGGCACCUUUGGGACGCGGCGUCCUCGGUCGAGUUUUACCGCGCCUGGCGCGAAAAGCCUCAGUGGUGGAUCGAAAACCUGUCCUUCAAGGACUUUUGGAUGUACGGGCGGCCCGGCGAUAUUGACGACUUUACGCGCCUGAUGCUUACCACGCAAGUUGGCACUGAUGCCAUGGAUCACUUCAUGGAGGGCGAGACCACAAUUCCUGUGUGA